GGAGUUGGAGAUGAACUAUUUGCGGCUGUGGAAGAGACGCUUCGCGCGCGCGGAAAGUCCAACGAAGCAAGCGAGCAGAGGACGCUCCUCUUCCGACAAAGCUCCAACUCGUGGUCGAUCCUCGUCCGCGCCUGCUGGCGCUCGUUCAAGUGGCAAGCAAGUAGACAUUGCGCUACGGUAUAAGAAUUUCCCUUAACUAGACUUUGUGUUGCUUGCUUGUUGUCAUGAUUAUUUAAGUUUAUGCACGGUGUCGAAGUAGUUAUCACGAAAUGGUCGUUAGAGUCAAAAUCUUUGUUGAUAUCCAGAAUCUCAAUCUAUACGAAGGCUAGCCUCAUUUUUGAUUGCUUCUUCUCUAGAAAUGCUUUUCUUGAGCUUGGAUAAUCAUUUCUGAUUGGGAGCAAAAAUUUGAGGAUUGGCUGUCGAUAGUUAUCUCGAUCGUGCCAUACCACGGGAAGCAGCUACAUCUAUAGCGAUUUAACUGAAAAAAAUGAUCAGGCUGCAGCAACAGCGAGUUGCGCGUGCGCAAAUGGUAUACGA
Molecule: messenger RNA, 537 nt
Organism: Amoebophrya sp. A25
Lineage: Eukaryota; Dinophyceae; Syndiniales; Amoebophryaceae
Source: the annotation of a GenBank genome assembly